Lampris incognitus (smalleye Pacific opah) is the source of this 2180-nucleotide messenger RNA. RefSeq names its product homologous recombination factor with OB-fold (gene hrob). Bases 57 to 1907 code for a protein of 616 amino acids. The transcript has 10 exons. Gene Ontology annotation, biological process: recombinational repair. NCBI's taxonomy places the organism in Eukaryota, Metazoa, Chordata, Actinopteri, Lampriformes, Lampridae. The record is from RefSeq and is a predicted model, not a curated record.
CCCGUCAAAACUGAUCAGAUAAGGCUUGCAUUCAACGUAUCUCAUGACCUGCAAUAAUGACCUGCAAAUUAAGUGGGUUAUUCAGCACCGGCGAGGACUUUGAUGAUGAGGACCUUCUUGGGACAGACUGGGCUGCUCCGUCAGCGUCCAAACCUGCCAAUCUGACAGCUACUGUAGCCCCCUGUGCUUUGCUUGCUUCUUCAGUUGCACACAGAGAGGAGGAUAAAAUCUCCUUUCAACAAACCAGCAAGGGAUCAACUGCUAUCUGUAAUGGCAUGGGCUCAGAGAAUAACACGCAGACUGCUGCUGCUCAUGGUUUGAGGCAGAUCUUGUCAUCUGGUCAACUGCCCUGUCUCCCUGCCAGCUCUUCCUCUCGCCAUCCUCCCCAGCAAAGUAAUAAUCAGCCCAAUUUAGCGGCACAACAGAGUUGCACUAAAAAGGCACCACAGAGGGCCAGUGAGAUUCAGGAUUUUUUCGACGAUUGGGAUGUUGACUUGGCAGAUCUGGAUGAAAUUGACUCACACAUGGGUCUUGGAACCUGUGUCCAACAGACUAUUGAAGCCCCUGCUCCAUCCCCACAGUUCACCGUACAUGGGACUGUAUCUUCAAACAGAAAUCCUCAACCUACAACCGUAGGGGGUACCCAGAUUGUAUCCAGUUUGAGAGAGCUCAGUACUUCAUCAACAUCCGGCUUGUCUAGUGUUAAUCUACCACUAAGGACCUCUUCUACUGCACCCUUAUCAUCCACAGCUGCCCGCUCUCCUCUCUUCACCCGUAUCAGCAACCUCUCUGUAUUCCCUGGCCUAGCUUCACCUCCUCCCCUCUCCAGUCCUGUUCCUAGACAAGUACAAGGGCCCCACCAUCAGCCACAACAAGCCUGGGCAACCCCAGGACCAUCCCCCCAGGGCCGCAGCCUGUUUGAGCCCAUAUCCCCAAUGCCCUCCUCUGUGUCAACUCUCGGUCUUAGCCCUCGUCCCCUCAACACACCUAUCCUCACCAAUCGUCUGGUCCAGCUGGUGUCUGCCUCCAGUCAGCUUCCUAAGAAGAGACCUCGUUCUGACUCUAAGCGGCCCACAACCCGCCGCUUCCCCGGUCCUGCUGGACUUCUGCCACAGCAGGCCCAUAGCCAGAGCCUUGAUGACAUAGUGGUGUCUGUCCCUCAGACUCCUGCCCAUGGUGCUGUGGCUCGAUCGCCAAACCAGGUUCCUAGCUCACAGGCUGAGGAUGAGGAAUUCAGUGGUGGUCCCUGGGCAGUAAUGAAGGCGGAAAUGGGAUUGGAUGAAAGGAACCCUUUGUGUUUCCUGCACUCCCACAGUGUAGUCAUGGUGCUUCGCAAGGCUGCUCUGAAACAGCUGGUGAAAAACAAGGUCCCCAACAUGGCAGUUUUACUGAAGAGCAUCCUCCACACACACAUCGAUGCCAAGGCUGUGUUUAAAGACCCAACUGGGGAGAUUCAGGGAACGGUGCAUCGGCACCUCCUAGAGGACAGACAGGGGGAGCUCAGGGCUGGGGCUGUACUGCUGCUCAAACAAGUGAGCAUAUUCUCCCCUUCCCACCGUAACCAUUACCUGAACGUCACGCCCAACAACUUGAUUAGAAUCUACCCUCCCGACAGAGUCGCCCCUCCCUCUGCUGUACUCUCACCCCCGGCGCUGGAGCCUGUGUUGCCAUCGCCCACCCAGACUCCUAGCUUCCCCGGGGCCCUUGUAUCUCACAUGCAGCUGGUGUGUGAUGAGGAAGAAGAGGAAGCAAGAAAAGCUUCAAAAGUCUCCACAGAUCCCAGAGCCAGCACAAGAAAAACUUUCCAAGGGACCACAACACCACAGGACCCAGCCUGGGAUGAAGAUGAUGGCCUGGAUGAACUCAUGGGGGAAAUGCUUGAGGAACCAUACAGCCACACAACUUGAACUUGCCAUCACCAACAGCUCUUUAAAACCUCCUCCACCGACUUCUGAAUUUGUCCAUUUCACACGAUUAGAUUUGUUUUUCUUUUCUUUCUAUCUAAAGGUUUUGUUCAAAUUAAGUUGUAAAAUGUGUACUGUUAAGAGGGCUUCUGCACACUGACUAAAUCGUUUUCAGUAGCUAGAUUAAAAAUGUCAGAUUAUAGCAAAUGGUCUCUACUGAGUUUGUGGGUGUUAUGCAUCAUUAGUAAUUGCACAUGGUGAAAUUCGGUCAGUUGU